This is a messenger RNA of Cylicocyclus nassatus, 471 nucleotides long. The record is from the annotation of a GenBank genome assembly. NCBI's taxonomy places the organism in Eukaryota, Metazoa, Nematoda, Chromadorea, Rhabditida, Strongylidae.
AUGUGGCGGUCAACUAUCAUCCUUUUGUUGACAGUAGGAACGGCUAUGUCCUACCCUGCCGAAGCAGCCGAAGUAGCUGGUGCUGGAAAUGCAGCUGGAGAAAGCGCAGCAUCCGGCAUGACUGACCUUGGAGAGAAGGGCAAGAGUUUCUUUGCCGACAUUGCCAAACAAUUGACCGGAUUGGAUUCAUUGAACCCUGCAGAUAUUGGUGUUCAGAAGUUCUUCCGAGCUUUCUUGGACAAGUUCACAAAUCUUGAUGAGAGCACAAAGAAGGAACUAGAGCAGUACAUUCCCUCCGCCACAAAAGUCUUCAACGAUGCACUGUCAAAACUCAACAUAGACCCCAUGCAGGCCUUCCAGACGUUGGCCAAGUAUUUCGAAGAAUUUAAGAAGGGCGCAUCCAGUGAGCUGAUUCAGCAAGGAGUUAACAUCGCUGCAAACGUGCUGUCCGGAAAAGCUGGAGCAAAGUAA